GACUUGCAAGAAUUGGUACACCCAGCUGUGGGGUAACAUGAACGCCGAUCGCAGAAGAAAGGGCUUCAAGAAGGGCAUUGACACAGAGGAUGCGAGGCGCAAAAGAGAGACCAACAUUGUAGAGCUGCGCAAGAAUAAGCGCGAUGAAAGUCUACAGAAGAAAAGAGCUGUGUUUGCAGCUCCUGGUGCCGGGAGCAUGGAAGACUCCAACAGAGGGACAGCUGCAUUCCAGCGAAAGCUGGAAGCCCUGCCACUCAUGGUUCGCGGAGUGUACAGCGAGGAUCCUCAGCAGCAGCUGGAGGCCACCACUCAAUUUCGCAAGCUUUUGUCGAUCGAGAGAAACCCACCCAUAGAGGAGGUCAUUAAUCAGGGCGUCAUCCCGCGAUUUGUCCAAUUCUUACAGCGGUCCGAUAUGCCGACGCUACAGUUUGAGGCGGCGUGGGCGCUCACAAACGUUGCGUCCGGGACUUCUGACCACACAAGGGUGGUGAUCGAGAGCGGGGCUGUACCAAUCUUUGUUGCUCUGCUGAGCUCUCCUAGCGACGAUGUCAGGGAGCAGGCGGUGUGGGCGUUGGGGAACAUUGCUGGCGACUCUGCAAAAUGCAGAGAUCUUGUCCUUGAGCACGGAGCGCUGGGACCCUUGCUGGAGCAGCUGAAAGACAACACAAAGCUUUCCAUGCUGCGGAACGCCACCUGGACGCUGUCAAAUUUCUGCCGAGGAAAGCAGCCCCAGCCCGCCUUUGAGCAGACAAAGCUGGCUCUUCCUACCUUGGCGCGGCUCAUUCACUCCAACGACGAGGAAGUCUUGACAGACGCUUGCUGGGCGCUGUCAUACUUGUCAGACGGCACCAACGAUAAGAUCCAGGAGGUCAUCCAGACUGGAGUUUGCAGGCGGCUUGUGGAGCUCCUUCUGCACCAGAGCAGCAACGUGCUGGUGCCAGCACUGCGUACGGUGGGCAACAUCGUCACUGGAGACGACCUCCAGACGCAGGUCAUCAUCAACUGCGGCUCGCUGUCCUGCCUGCUGCACCUGCUCAAGACCAGCCAGAAGAAGAGUAUCAAGAAGGAGGCCUGCUGGACAAUCUCCAACAUCACCGCCGGCACCAAGGAGCAGAUCCAGGCGGUGAUAGAUGCGGACCUGAUCCUGCCGCUGGUGCACAUGCUGGGCGAGGCGGAGUUUGACAUCAAGAAGGAAGCAGCGUGGGCCAUCAGCAACGCUACCUCGGGCGGCCGCCACGACCAGAUCAAGUACCUGGUGGGCGCGGGCGCCAUCAAGCCGCUGUGCGACCUGCUCACCUGCUCCGACCCCCGCAUCGUCACCGUUGCCCUGGAGGGCAUCGAAAACAUCCUCAAGGUGGGCGAGGCGGAGAAGGAGCUGGCCGGCCCCAGCGGUGUCAACGCGUACGCAAACCUGGUGGACGAGGCGGAGGGCCUGGACAAGAUCGAGGACCUGCAGAACCACGCCAACGAGGAGAUCUACGACAAGGCCGCCAACAUCCUGGAGGCCUUCUUUGACGUGGAGGACGGCGAGGUCGAGAAUCUGGCGCCCGCCAUCGACGCCAAUCAGGGCACCUACUCUUUUGCCGCGCCCCCGGCCGGCGGAGCCCUCCCCCAGGGUGGCUUCAACUUCGGCACCUCCAUGAGCUGAGCCGCCCACCACUCUACGCCGCAGCGGUGGGACAUGAGCAGUAGAACAGCUUGAAGGCGUAAUGGGACAUGGGGAGGAGCAGGAGAAGCUUGGGCAGGGACUCCCUGGCAGAGGGGAGAGCAAUCAUUACCACAGCAGGCUGCAGGAGGGCGCACCCGCUCACAUUGAUGUGUGGUGGCGUCAUCAAGCGUCAUCUGGAGCAGCCAUGUGCCAAGGGUGCGAGAGGAAGAGAAGUAUCUGCCAGAAGUGCGGCAGAGCAUUUGUGCAUGCAAGGAAUCGAAAAGGGAGUUCACAUCUUUCAAAGCACGACAUCGCCGUCUCUGCUUCUAGCUUCCAGGCGCGGUGUCGCAGAUGCUGAACACGACUCGCCAUCUAAAGGAGCCAGCAGCUCCUCGUGGCUUUGGGCAUGCAAUAAAGGGACAGCCAAUGGGUGUCUGGCAUUAGCAGCCAUGCCCCAACAUUGGCAAGUCAUACAUAUCAAGACGUGUUUUGCGCCAUCCAUGGGGCUGCCAUAGAAGCAUGGCAUAUUGUUUCUUCUUGUGGCUUUUGAGGCGCGCUGCAUACAUGCGUCAAUGCUACUUGCCACCCAUCAUGUGAAGGUUGACUAGGCAUCUUGUUCAAGCGCGUAUCAAGAGCUCAGGCUGCUGCUUCCACCAACUGAUCCUGACUGAACUCAACACCGAACUGACAUGACCCUGAGAGAUCCCCAUCAUCUGGGAUCAAGUGAUAAUUAACAGUGGUUCCAAAAGCCGCUUGUGACUGUUUGGCAAUGGGUUUGCACACAAUGUGAACGCCUGCUUGCCUGAUGUUCUGCAUAAGUCUGCAUUUGUUUGCAACAAAGCGAUUGGAUUUGCAUUGUCAAUGUAAUGGUCAUUCAUGU
Coccomyxa subellipsoidea C-169 is the source of this 2528-nucleotide messenger RNA. RefSeq names its product importin alpha. Lineage: Eukaryota; Viridiplantae; Chlorophyta; Trebouxiophyceae; Coccomyxaceae. Gene Ontology annotation, biological process: NLS-bearing protein import into nucleus. The transcript is spliced from 10 exons. Gene Ontology annotation, cellular component: cytoplasm; nucleus. Bases 38 to 1648 code for a protein of 536 amino acids. Gene Ontology annotation, molecular function: protein binding; nuclear import signal receptor activity. The record is from RefSeq and is a predicted model, not a curated record.